AGAUUCCCUUCCGACGCUCUGAUUGGUUGAAUUAUAAAAGAUUUGUAAAAGAGAAAGAAACUUUCGAAAUAAAGUGAAUUUUAAGGAAAACUGUGAAAAUCAUGGAUGAUUGGGACCAGUUCCAACACCAAAUGGAUCUGGAUAUUCCAGAAAACUUGGACCUCAACGAAAUUUAUGCUCUCAAUGAGGAAAAACUAUUGAAUAUAAUGGAUGAAACCUUCUUAAGUCAGUUAAGCUGGGAUGAGAAUAAUCCAGCUCCUGCAGGGUCUCAAAAUCAAGAGGUUGAAAUUAAAAGUGAAGACGUCGCAAUGACUUCAGCUCCCGUUACAAACGCUUUCAGUGAAAUCACGCAAGCUAAAGCGUUAUCAGCACAACCAGCAUCAAAGCCACAAGCUGCUAAAGUGUCUCAGUAUCAGCCUAUUAAACCAGCAACAGCACAAAGUAAACAAAAACAAAAUCAAGGUCAAAAUGUAAAAAUUCAACCACAACCGAUUGCUUCUGCUGUACCCACAUCAGUCAUCCUUACAAAGAACCAUCCAAACAUUAUAACAACAACACCAUCUACAAUCGUUCUACAGAACUCGAAUUUUUAUAAUUUAAAGACAAUUGCUCCAGCAAAUCAAAAAGUUACAAAACAGCCGCCAAUUAAACAGCAAAAAACAGCAACAAUUCAACCAACACAAGCUCUGCCUGUUAUGCAACUUAUUCAAACGACUGGUGAUAAACAACCCAUGCUACUUCAAGCUAAUCCCGUCAUGUACACAACAACAACAGCGUGUAAUGAUGGACAAAACAUUCAAUUGGUGAACGCGCCAGGAACAAUUGUUCUUAACUCGCUUGUUCUUGAUGGAGAAAAUAAUUUUUCUAUUGGCAGUGGACCACCAAAGGUGAAGGAAGUGAAACGAUCAGCUCACAAUGCAAUUGAAAGACGCUAUCGAACAUCAAUCAACUCAUGUAUUGUUGAAUUGAAAAACAUUGUCGUUGGCGUUGACGCAAAGCUGCACAAGUCAGCAAUUUUAAGGAAAGCGAUUGAUCACAUUCGUCACUUGCAGAAUCAAAACAAUAAACUGAAGCAAGAGAACAUGUACCUUAAGAAUGUGAUGACUGAAAGGAAACACGGACUCAAAGAUUUACUAUCAGCUCAACAGAAUGUUGGCGUCAUGACACCACCAAGAAGUGACGAAUCAAAUCCUUCCCUUUCACCAACACAUUCCGAUUCAUCAAUGCCAUCAUCUCCAUUUGAUUCUGGAAUGAAAGACGAUUCAGAUGAUAACAGCAGUGACGUGUCAUCAGUUCGUGGAAUGACAGCACAUUCAAGGCUUACUUUGUGUAUGUUCAUGUUUGCUGUAUUCGUUCUUAAUCCAUUUAGUAAAAUGUUGAAUGGGAUUAGUGGAAGUUCAAGUCAAUUUGAUGAUAAUUAUUCUGGAGAUACGGGACGAAAGAUUUUGAGAUGGUGGGAGGAUGAUUCUGGACACAUGUCAUUGCAAAAUGUUUCAUCAAUGUUCAUGUUAUGGCUGCUAAACGUUCUUUUCCUUAUUUGUUGUCUCAUCAAAAUGCUCGUUUAUGGCGAUCCAAUACUGAGAAAUCAAUCAAAUGAGAGUAACAAAUAUUGGAAGCAUAAAAAGCAAUCUGACUUAGAUUUUGAAAGAGGCAAAGGAAAAGAAUCGUAUGAGGAACUCGUUCGUUGUUUACAAUCAUUUGGAUUAUCAUUGCCAAUGUCACGUUUAGAGCGAUUUGCAUCAACAACCUGGCAAUUUAUUCGAAUUGGACUUCAUCGUCUUUGGAUUGGUCGAUUCUUGUCACGUCGUAAUGGAGGAAUCUUCAAAUCGGAAGCUUAUCGUGUUGAAGCUUUGAGUUCAGCUAAAGAACUUGCUCUUGUUUAUCAUCGUAUGAAUCAACUUCAUCUGUCGACAAACAUGAAAGACUCAAAUGGAUUAAUGUUGUCGUUAUGCGCAUUGAACAUGGCAGAGGCAGCUGGAAAUACGAUGGAACCUGAAAAUCUGAUAGAAAUUUAUUUAACUGCUGCCUUACGCGUUAAACGAACUUAUCCGAAAGUCUUUCAAUUCUUUUGUCGAUACUAUUUGAGUAAAGCGAAGCAAACAAGCUUAAGUUGCAGUCACGUUCCAUCAAGAUUCCAAUGGGCGUUUACACCAUACGGUUAUCGCUUUUUAGUCACUCAUCGUUUCCGUUAUGAAAGUCAAAUGCCUGAGACGUCGGUUUUCAGUAAGUUGGGAAAUAAAGCAGAUCCACUUUCAUAUGUUUUGAGAGAUUAUCGUGAACAUUUAUUGGAGAAAGCAAUUCAAUGUCUUGUCGGAUCAGGAUCGAGUAAAAAUGAAGUCACAAAAGGAUCAUCGAUUAAAUGCAAUCGAAAGGAAAUAAAACAAACGCAAGAAGCUGAAGCGAGUCCAAAUUCAUCAGCUGAUGAAGCAAGUGAUGGCAUUGAAGGUGAAAUAUCACUCAAAGGAUCACAGAUUAGUGACGUGCUUAGCUAUGCUGAACUCAUUAAUCACAGCUUGUCAGAUGAGAAGCCAAUUCAAUUUGCUGAUAAAGUUGCUUCGUUAAAAGACGGACAAGUUCUAUGCGAGGAUCGUUUAACUCAAUGGUGGUGCAGUCUUUUAAGUGUUGCUGCUUUCUGGCUUCUUGGUGAAGACAAUUCAGCUGAAAAAUUAUAUUCGUUCAUUGAAAAGUGGCCAGCCGACUUCACUGGCUUGGAAAAUAAUUUGCCAAAAGCUUUGUUUGCUGCUUGGAAUGCAAGAAAAGGAUUAAUGUCGAAAGGAGUUCCAGCUGAUGUUCGUCAGAUUUAUCGUGACUGCAAUGCUGCAAGUCAUUAUCUUGAAGACAGUCUCACAACGACAAAAUGCAAAGGACCUUUGAAAGGAAAAAUUCUUUUUGCACAACUUUUGGCAAUUGAUUGGAUUAUGGAAGCGAGAACUUCUUUAUGGGAGUUGGAGUAUGGAAGUUAUGACAAUGAUUAUUAUAAUUUCGUUCCUGUUGAAUCGUCAAUCCUGACCAAAUUCCAAAAUGAUUUGCACUUGCUUCGAUGCUUAACCAUCAAUAUUCCUAAUGCACAGUCGAGAAUUUAUCUCUAUGAAGCUGUGUUACGAUUGAUGUCUGGUGCAGCUCCAAUUAAGACACAAUUCCUCCUGGAUAGAAGUCUCCGUCAACGAAACAGCAAGCAAUCAAUCAUUUGUGGCUCAAAAGAUCGUCAUCAAUAUGAUGGCGAACGUGAGAGAGCUUCAGCUUUAUAUGUUGCUGUCAAACAUUUACCGCAAGCUUGUUUGUCAUCACCUGGUGAACGAGCUGGAUUGCUUGAAGAAGCUUGCAGAAUAAAUGAGCGCUAUGGUGACAAACAUCGACUCAAAGAAUGCUACAAAUUAAUGCGGACUUUGGGAAACACCACAGUGACUAAUUAAUUAACUUCUUAAUCUCAUUUGAAACAUUUUAGCCUUAAGUUGCUGUUUUUAAUAUUUAUUUAAGAUAUUAAGAAAUGUCGCAGCGAUUUAAAUGACAAAAUUGUUUGAUUUGUCAUGAAAUGAUCGCAACAAAACCUGAAAGAAACAAACAAAAAAGAAAAAUAAUAAAAUUAUUAUCUAUAACUAAUUAAAAUAA
This is a messenger RNA of Clunio marinus, 3609 nucleotides long. The record is from the annotation of a GenBank genome assembly. NCBI's taxonomy places the organism in Eukaryota, Metazoa, Arthropoda, Insecta, Diptera, Chironomidae.